CGCUGCCACCUGCUCCUGCGGCCCUCGUCUGACUGCACUUCCUUGCGUCUUGCGUCUCUAGCCUCUCCGCUCCUCCACGCCGGCCGUUCUCCGCUUGCGCGCGCACUCGUCCGUCCGUCUUGCACGUCGCACUCUCAUACCCUUCGUGCACCCAUCCAAGCUCAAGCUCGCCUCGACUUGCUUCUAUCUCCCGACCUCGCUUCUUGGCUAUCUUGCUAGACCGCCUGCCUUGUCCUCUCGAGAGACAGCGCCAGCGCCCGACUUCCGCUCCCUCUUUUCUCGCCGCCUCGCGCCGCGCACCUGACUCAUCAUGGGUCAGACUCUCAGCGAGCCCGUCAUCGACAAGCACACUUCGGCUGGCGAAGAUGACACACUCGUGUACGGUGUCUCGGAGAUGCAGGGAUGGCGCAUCAGCAUGGAGGAUGCGCACGCAACCAUUCUCUCGCUCGACGCAGCCAAGACUGGCGACGAGAAGGCGAGCUUCUUCGCCGUGUACGACGGCCACGGCGGCUCCAACGUGGCCAAGUUCAGCGGCGAGACGGUGCACACGCGCCUCGCGGCCACGGAAGAGUACCGGCGCGGCGAGUACGAGGCGGCGCUGAAGCGUGCCUUCCUCGGCACGGACGAGGACCUGCGCGCGAACGCAGAGUUUGCCAACGACCCCUCGGGCUGCACGGCUGUGGCCGCCCUGCUCGUCGCCGGCCCGCCCGCCGAGGGCGCCGACGGCGCGAAGCAGAAGGUCGCGCGGCGCAUCAUCGUCGCCAACGCCGGCGACUCGCGGAGUGUGCUGAGCGUGCGCGGCGAGGCCAAGCCGAUGAGCUACGACCACAAGCCUGGGAACAAGGGCGAGAACGCGCGCAUCGUCUCCGCCGGCGGCUUCGUCGAGUUUGGCCGUGUCAACGGCAACCUGGCGCUCUCGCGCGCCAUUGGCGACUUUGAGUUCAAGCAGAACUACAGCCUCUCGCCCGAGGCGCAGAUCGUCACGGCCGACCCGGAGAUCAUCUCGCACGACGUCGACGGCGAGGAGGAGUUCCUCGUGCUGGCGUGCGACGGCAUCUGGGACUGCCUGAGCAACCAACAGGUGACGGACUUUGUGCGGCGCCGCGUGGCCAUGGGCAAGGCGAUGCAGGAGAUCUGCGAGGAGCUCAUGGACCGCUGCCUGGCGCCCGACUCGGAGAUUGGUGGCGUGGGCUGCGACAACAUGACCGUGUGCGUGGUGGCGCUGCUGGGCGGGCGCACAAAGGAGGAGUGGUACGCGUGGGUCAAGGAGCGCGUCGACAACAAGGUCGGCUGGGAGACGCCCGAGGACAUUGCGCCCGUGUUCAAGCAGGCGGCGGCCGGCAGCGCUGGUGCCGGUGCUGGUCCCGGCGGCCUGUCGCUCGGCCGUCUCGGUGCCCUCGGCGGCGGCUCGGUGCUAUCUGCCCUCGCCGGCGGCAUGGCACAGGGCGAGGAAGACGACGAGCGCGCCGGUGCACUGAGAUUGCCAGGCGGCCUCGCAGGCGCUCUCGGCGGCGCGGGCAUUGUCUUCCGGCCCGGAUCGCAGACGGACGAGGACGGCGAUGUGAUCUACGAGGCACACGUCGUCGACCAAGACGACGAGUCGGGCGACAGCGAGCCGAGCGCGCGCGUCGAGGAGCUCGAGGCGGCCGGCGCAGCGGAGGGCGAGGCGCGCGCCGAGGCCGGCGAGGCCGAGCGUCCGGCCAUCCAACAUCAGCCGGAGAUCGUCGAGAGCCCGCAGGCGCACGCGACGUCGACGCCGUCGGAGAGCGGCGCCAACGUCGAGGUGCGGGAGAGCAGCGAGGGCAAGUGAUUGUGGCCGAUUCGUCCGCGCACCUGCAUUCUUCUCGUCUUCUGUCCUCCCACACUCUCUGCCUCUGCAUUGCCGCUUUCUCUCUCCUCAAGAUCAUGCGUCACGUCCUGGUCCCUCUCUCUGCGUCUUGCCCUCCAUCAGCAGCUCUCCUUCGUGCGUUGUGUUGCGCUCUGGCUCAAGUGUCCGCACCCUCUCCCCUCCCCAUACACCCUUGAUUCCUCGCGUUCCCGUGUCCGUCUGCUCGCUCGCCCCCUCCCCACCUCCCAUCUCCCACGCACCCUCCAGCACCGCCGCGCGCUCUUCCCGUCGUCCCCAAAAUGAAAGUGUCACUGACUCCCAGC
This is a messenger RNA of Tilletiopsis washingtonensis, 2151 nucleotides long. RefSeq names its product PP2C-domain-containing protein. NCBI's taxonomy places the organism in Eukaryota, Fungi, Basidiomycota, Exobasidiomycetes, Entylomatales. Bases 311 to 1810 code for a protein of 499 amino acids. Gene Ontology annotation, biological process: protein dephosphorylation. Gene Ontology annotation, molecular function: cation binding; protein serine/threonine phosphatase activity. The record is from RefSeq and is a predicted model, not a curated record. The transcript has 8 exons.